This is a messenger RNA of Drosophila obscura, 2996 nucleotides long. RefSeq names its product 25S rRNA (cytosine-C(5))-methyltransferase nop2. Gene Ontology annotation, cellular component: nucleolus. Lineage: Eukaryota; Metazoa; Arthropoda; Insecta; Diptera; Drosophilidae. Bases 94 to 2742 code for a protein of 882 amino acids. Gene Ontology annotation, biological process: maturation of LSU-rRNA; rRNA base methylation. Gene Ontology annotation, molecular function: RNA binding; rRNA (cytosine-C5-)-methyltransferase activity. The record is from RefSeq and is a predicted model, not a curated record. The transcript is spliced from 3 exons.
GCUGUCUUUUGAGCGGCGCACGUGGAGCAAAAUCAAAGUGCUCACGUUUUUAUUUAGCUUCUGCUCAAAAAUUAAAUAAAUUUAGUUAGAAGCAUGGGUCGCAAGGCUGAGUUCGAUGAGAAACCGAAGAAGGGACCUGGCCGCAAGGCGCGCAAACAGGGAGCACCCGUAUUCCGCAAGCAAUCUUUUGCUCCCCAGGAAGAGGAGGACAAAAAGCUGUCCCACCGGCAGAAGCAGCGUUUCGUCAAGCGGGAACAGAAGAAGGUCGUGCAAAAGGCCAAGAUACAGGAGAAGCGAGCAAAGGGACAGCAAAAGCAACUGGCUCAAAGACAAAAGAAAUACAACAGCGACAGCGAGCCUGAGCCCGAGGAUGAGGUGGAGCCCCAAGAUGCAUCCUCAGAUGAGGAGGUUCCACAGCUUGUGCCAGCGGGCAAACCACAAAAAGGCUUUACAGAUGAAAAUGACGAUUGGCUAAAGCCAAAGAAGCAGCAGAAACAGAAAAAGGUGCCACAGCCAGAGCCGGAUUCAGAGGAGGAGUUGGAGGAGGACUCUGAUGCUGAGCUGGAGGCGGAAGAUGACUCAGACGCGGAAUUGGCCGAAGAGCAGGAUGGUGAAGACGUUUCCGACGACGACGACGACGAAGCUCAGGUUGGCAAGCUGGCAGAUCUGUCCGACGACGAUGAUGAUGAGGCCAACUCUGACGAUGACUUCGAUAUAUCUGGCGAUGAAGGCGCCCAAGCAGGCAGUGGUAGUGAUGAUGACGACGACGAGAGUGAUGAUGCUGACGAUGACAAGCUGCCCAUUGAACGCGCAAAUAAAAAGCUGAAGAAACGCGAGGCCAAAGAAGCCCAGGAGGCAGAGGAGGAAAUGCAGAUGACAGUGGACCAUCAGGAUGUGUUUCAGCUGCCGACCGAAGAGGAAGAGGCCGAGAAGGACAUCACCUUGCAGGACGUGCAGCAGCGCAUCAAGGACAUCACCCUGGUGCUGUCCGACUUUAAGAAAUACCGUCAGGCAGAUCGUUCCCGCAGCGAGUACAUCGAUCGGCUGCGCCAGGAUCUUUGCCUGUACUACAGCUACAAUGAUUUCCUAAUGGAGAAGCUCAUGGAUAUGUUCCCGCUGAGCGAGCUCAUGGAAUACCUAGAGUCAUCAGAGGUGGCCCGUCCGCUGACAAUCCGAACGAACACGCUGAAAAUACGCCGUCGGCAGCUGGCCGGCGCCCUGAUCAAUCGUGGAGUCAAUCUGGAUCCCCUGGGCAAGUGGACCAAAGAGGGUUUGGUCAUCUUCAACUCGCAGGUGCCGCUGGGUGCCACUCCGGAGUAUUUGGGUGGUUAUUACAUGAUCCAGGGCGCCUCCUCGAUGCUGCCGGUGAUGGCGCUGGCCCCGCAGGAGAACGAACGCAUUCUGGACAUGUGCUCGGCUCCGGGCGGCAAGGGCUCCCACAUAGCGGCCGCCAUGAAGAACUCUGGCGUGCUCUUCGCCAACGAUUCCAACAGGGAUCGCAUCAAGGCCGUUGUGGCCAACUUCCAUCGUCUGGGCGUUGUCAAUUCCGUCGUCAGUUGCGAGGACGGCACCAAGUUCCGUAAAAUAAUGACUGGGUUCGAUCGUGUCCUGCUGGAUGCCCCCUGCACUGGAACCGGUGUCGUGUCCAAAGAUCCCAGUGUGAAGACCACGAAAUCGGAUGUGGACGUGCAACGCUGCUACAAUCUACAGCGCAAGCUUCUCCUCACCGCCAUCGACUGUGUGGAUGCCAAAUCGUCCACAGGUGGCAUCAUUGUGUACUCCACCUGCUCCGUGCUGCCCGAGGAGAACGAGUGGGUCAUCGACUAUGCGCUGAAGAAGCGCAACGUUAAGCUGGUACCCACAGGACUGGACUUUGGCGUUGAGGGCUUCACCAAGUUCCGCCAGCAUAGGUUCCAUCCCAGCUUGAAUCUGACCAAGCGCUACUAUCCACACACCCACAACAUGGACGGCUUCUACGUGGCCAAGCUGAAGAAGUUCUCCAACACGAUACCCAUAACCAAGGAGCAGCAGGAGGAGGACGAGAAGCAGCUCGAUGAACCCAUCGAGGGCGAGACCACAGCCGAAGCAGUGGCUGAGGAGGCGGCUGAGGAUGCAGAAGAAAAUGCGGAUGAGAAGGCUCCUCGCAAGCUGCUGGGAAAGCGGGCCGGCAAGCCAAGCCUCACAGACAUUGACCAGGAUCUGAAGAAGAAGAAGCUCGAGGCAAACAAAAAGAAAUAUGUGGCCAAGGUGUUUGAGAAGCCUGUCAAGGUGGCCAAAACACCAAAGCCAGAGCAACCGGAGGACACAAACGGUGCGCCGAAGAAGUCCCAAAAGAAGGAGACAAACGGUGCACCAAAGGCCGGAAAGACAGAGCAGACCAAUGGCAAGGGAAAACCAUUGAAAUCGGAGGCCGGUAAGAAAUUUCCGUCUCAGUCCAAUGGUAAGGCAUCUCCCGGAAAGUCGGCUGCACCCAAGCCCGAAGCGAAAAAGUUCCAGCCAAAGGACAAGAAGGGCCAAGCCAAUCAGCAGACAGCUAAGCCAGCAGCAAACGCCAAAGCCAACGCCAGACUGGCCAAGGCCCCGCGUAUCGAUGCUGACGAUGUGCCCGUGCUGGAGGGCAAACCCAUCAAAAGGCAAAACAACCUGAAGCAAAAGUCCAAGCAGAUUGGACAGCUGAAGAAGUCCAAGACGGGUGCCAAUCCAAAUCCGAGAGCAGGCAACAAGCAAAAGUUUAAGAAGUGAACACGUUAAAAAACGAGAUCCAAGUCGGUUAAGUAGUUGGUUAAGUGGUAAGCCUGAUGCCCAGGCAAAUGGUUGGGCGGGUAGGUGCCAGAGGCUGUCUCUGGAUACGCCCCAAAACGAUUAUCUGUUUUAUACUGAGAACUGUUUCUAUUUCUUAGCUACGCAUUGAUGAUUAUGUACUAAAACUAAAACGUUGCUUGUAAUUAAACGAACAUAUUCAAUAAACGUUAAGCUCGGAUUAAUGUAAUCAGAAA